CGCACUCGGCCGGCGCUGCGCUGCGGGGAGGGCGGCUCUGCGAAGCCGUGAGUCCUCCCGCCGCGCUCCGGACCUAGCAUGGCUUUCGCCAAUUUCCGCCGCAUCUUGCGCUUAUCCACCUUUGAAAAGAGAAAAUCCCGGGAAUAUGAGCACGUCCGCCGGGACCUGGACCCCAACGACGUGUGGGAGAUCGUGGGCGAGCUAGGGGACGGCGCCUUCGGCAAAGUCUACAAGGCCAAAAACAAGGAGACCGGUGCCCUGGCAGCAGCCAAAGUCAUUGAGACCAAGAGCGAGGAGGAGCUGGAAGACUACAUCGUGGAGAUUGAGAUCCUGGCCACCUGCGACCACCCGUAUAUCGUGAAGCUCCUGGGGGCCUAUUACUAUGACGGGAAGCUAUGGAUCAUGAUCGAGUUCUGCCCCGGGGGAGCUGUGGAUGCCAUCAUGCUGGAGCUGGAUCGAGGCCUCACGGAGCCUCAGAUUCAGGUCGUGUGCCGCCAGAUGCUGGAGGCUCUCAACUUCCUGCAUAGCAAGAAGAUCAUCCACCGAGACCUGAAAGCCGGCAACGUGCUUAUGACCCUCGAGGGGGACAUCAGGCUGGCUGACUUUGGAGUGUCUGCCAAGAAUCUGAAAACUCUGCAAAAGCGAGAUUCCUUCAUAGGAACGCCUUACUGGAUGGCCCCUGAGGUGGUGCUCUGUGAGACCAUGAAGGACGCCCCCUAUGACUACAAGGCUGACAUCUGGUCCUUGGGCAUCACGCUGAUCGAGAUGGCGCAGAUCGAGCCUCCGCACCAUGAGCUCAACCCCAUGCGGGUCCUGCUAAAGAUCGCCAAGUCGGACCCUCCCACGCUGCUCGCACCCUCCAAGUGGUCUGUGGAGUUCCGAGACUUUCUGAAGAAAGCGCUGGAUAAGAACCCGGACACCCGGCCCAGUGCUCUGCAGCUGCUGGAGCAUCCUUUUGUCAGUGGUGUCACCAGCAACAAGGCUCUUCGGGAGCUGGUGGCCGAGGCAAAGGCGGAGGUGAUGGAGGAGAUCGAGGAUGCCAGGGAUGAUGCCAGGGAAGAUGGAGAAGAGGAGGAAGCUGUAGAUGCCGCCUCUGCCCUGGUCAACCACACUCAGGACUCUGCCGAUGCAACUCAGCCAAGCCUCAACCCUGACAAAGUUCUCCAGGAUUCCUCUGCUCCUCUGUCUCCCAGCCAACCUCAGGAGCCUGUAAACGGGCCUGGCAGCCAACCCUCAGGGGACGGAUCCCUCCAAACCACUAUCCCCGCCGAGGUGGUCCCCAAGAAUGACAGUGACUUAAAGGUGCCUGUUUCCCUCCGGAAGUCCCGACCAUUGUCCAUGGAUGCCAGAAUUCAGGUGGCCGAGGAGAAACAAGCCACUGAUGAGGCGGAGGGCCUCAGUCCUGCAAAUGGCAAGUCCCAGAAGGCAAACCACAGCCGACCUAACAGCAGCGCCCUGGAGACCUUGGGUGGGGAGACGAUAGCCAAUGGAGGCCCGGGACUCCCCAGCUCUGUAGCUCCAAGCCAUGCUAAGAGGGCUUCGGACUGUAGCAACCUGUCUACUACCUCAGAGAGUGUGGACUAUGGCACCUCCCUGUCUGCUGACCUGGCACUGAACAAAGAAACAGGCUCGUUGUCUCUCAAGGGCUCAAAACUGCACAAUAAGACCCUGAAGAGGACCCGCCGGUUUGUGGUGGAUGGCGUGGAGGUGAGCAUCACCACCUCCAAGAUCAUCAGCGAAGAUGAGAAGAAGGACGAGGAGAUGAGGUUUCUCAGGCGCCAGGAGCUCCGGGAGCUCCGGCUUCUGCAGAAAGAAGAACACCGGAACCAGACACAGCUGAGCAGCAAGCACGAGCUGCAGCUGGAGCAAAUGCACAAACGCUUUGAGCAAGAAAUCAACGCCAAGAGGAAAUUCUACGACAUGGAGCUGGAGAACCUGGAGCGGCAGCAGAAGCAGCAGGUGGAGAAGAUGGAGCAGGACCACAGCAUACGCCGCAGGGAGGAGGCCAAGCGGAUCCGCCUAGAGCAGGAUCGGGACUACGCCAAGUUCCAAGAGCAGCUCAAGCAGAUGAAGAAGGAGGUGAAGAACGAGGUUGAGAAACUGCCCAGGCAGCAGCGGAAGGAGAGCAUGAGGCAGAAGAUGGAAGAACACUCGCAGAAGAAGCAGCUGCUCGACCGGGAUUUUGUAGCCAAGCAGAAGGAGGACCUGGAGCUGGCCAUGAAGAAGCUCACCGCAGAGAACAGGCGCGAGAUCUGUGACAAGGAGCGCGAGUGCCUCAGCAGGAAGCAGGAGCUCCUCCGAGACCGGGAGGCAGCCCUGUGGGAGAUGGAGGAGCACCAGUUGCAGGAGCGGCAUCAGCUGGUGAAGCAGCAGCUCAAGGACCAGUACUUCCUGCAGCGGCACGAACUGCUUCGGAAGCACGAGAAGGAGCGAGAACAGAUGCAGCGCUACAACCAGCGAAUGAUGGAGCAGCUGAAGAUCAGGCAGCAGCAGGAGAAGGCACGGCUACCCAAGAUCCAGAGGAGCGACGGCAAGACACGCAUGGCCAUGUACAAGAAGAGCCUGCACAUCAAUGGCGCAGGCAGUGCCUCUGAGCAGCGCGAGAAGGUCAAGCAGUUCUCCCAGCAGGAGGAGAAGAGGCAGAAGGCCGAGAGGCUCCAGCAGCAGCAGAAACACGAAAACCAGAUGCGCGACAUGGUGGCGCAGUGUGAGAGCAACAUGAGCGAGCUGCAGCAGCUGCAGAAUGAAAAGUGUCACCUGUUGGUAGAGCAUGAAACCCAGAAGCUGAAGGCCCUGGAUGAGAGCCAUAACCAGAGCCUGAAGGAAUGGCGGGACAAGCUUCGGCCCCGCAAAAAGGCCCUGGAAGAGGAUUUGAACCAGAAGAAGCGAGAACAGGAAAUGUUCUUCAAACUAAGUGAGGAGGCAGAGCCCAGACCCACCACACCCAACCGAGCCAGCAAGUUCUUCCCCUACAGCUCCGGGGACACUUCCUAACGCCCACAUCCCUGGGCUGUGGUGGGCAACGUAGCAGCCUGGCCCCUGGGGCCUCCAGGCCUCUACAAACAAGUGACUCAGGACCUCGUCCUCUUGCUUCUGUGCCAGCUCCAAACACCCCUUGGCCUGUAGUGCCCUAGUUGUCCUCAGCGCCACCUGGUGCUUCUGAUAGAUGACCUCAUCAAGACCAUCACCUGGAAGUGAUUUGGGCUGUUGGGGUCAAGGGCCAGGCGGGAUGAGUGUACCCCUCUUGUUUGCCAAAACACCAGCUCUACUACUGUCUGUGGGCAUAAGUCCUACUGAUGAUAUCACCUCGAACUCAUCCUUAUUGCAAUCCUUGUGGUUUUUUUUUUUUUUUUUUUUUUUUUUUUUCCAGCAAUUCCCCACAGUGUCGGAAAACAUCCCUAACAGCUAUUUUAGUUCUCAGCAGCUAGCUCUCAGGGGUGUCCUCAUUCCCCUGCUUCACCCAGGCGCUGUGUGUGUGCGCGUGUGGGGGAUUAGGAAUGGGAAAAGGGAGGGCGGAAAUGUUCAUUCUGCUGGUUUCUGGCAUUUAUCCUGUCUUACCCCUCCCUGUGCUCAUGCAUACAUGUACACACACACACACACACACACACACACACACACACACAC
This is a messenger RNA of Psammomys obesus (fat sand rat), 3624 nucleotides long. It is a transcript of the gene Stk10, whose product is annotated as serine/threonine kinase 10. The record is from RefSeq and is a predicted model, not a curated record. Gene Ontology annotation, biological process: protein phosphorylation. Bases 79 to 2994 code for a protein of 971 amino acids. The transcript is spliced from 19 exons. Gene Ontology annotation, molecular function: protein serine/threonine kinase activity; ATP binding. Lineage: Eukaryota; Metazoa; Chordata; Mammalia; Rodentia; Muridae.